Messenger RNA from Drosophila novamexicana, 309 nucleotides. Its product is annotated as cuticle protein CP14.6-like. The transcript has a single exon. The coding region runs from base 1 to 309 and encodes 102 amino acids. The record is from RefSeq and is a predicted model, not a curated record. Lineage: Eukaryota; Metazoa; Arthropoda; Insecta; Diptera; Drosophilidae. Gene Ontology annotation, molecular function: structural constituent of chitin-based larval cuticle. Gene Ontology annotation, cellular component: chitin-based extracellular matrix.
AUGAAGUGCGCCCUGGUCUUCCUCUGCCUCUGUCUGGCUCUGAGCGCAGCUGCGCCCGCAAACGAUGCGACAAUUGUGUCGCAAUCCUCGGAUGUGCAGCCCGAUGGCUACAAACUGGAGCUGGAGACCAGCGAUGGCACCAAGCGCACCGAAGAGGGCAUCCUGAAGAAUCCUGGCACAGACAAUGAGGCACUCGCCGUCAAGGGCGCCUUCUCCUAUGUGGGCGACGACGGCGUCACCUAUUCCGUCAGCUAUGUGGCCGAUGAGAACGGCUUCCAGCCUGAAGGCGCACAUAUACCUCGCGCCUAG